AUGCGUCGUACUCGUUCCAGUGCAUCAGCUGAGACUUCUGUACCUCCAAAACGUUUACGUUCUCUCCGAUCGUCUUUACAAAAUCCUCCUCUUUCACCCCCUUCUGUCACGUCAUUACGUCGUUCAUUACGUCAUAUCAAUCCAGUCACAAUUCCAUUGAAACCUAACGAAAAACCCAUUCAGAAUCAGGAUCAGGAUCAGGAUAACCAUGACAAUGAUAAAAAACAGCAACAUGAUGCACGAUUAACCGAGUAUGAACGGAAACGUCGUGAAAAUAUUGAGCGAAACUUGGCUUUCAUGCAACAAAUGGGGGUCUCGACUGCUAAAAUUGCAGCGAGGACGGCGGUCGAUGAUGUUCCUGGCUACGAGGCAAAAAAAGAAGAACAAAAAGCUCUUAAUCGAGCUCUUCAGGCUGCUAAAAGGGCGAAACGGGUGAAUCAACCGGUCCGGAAAUCAAGACGUCUUGAGGGUAAGAAGGUUGAGGUUCAACCCAUCGAGUCUAUUGACCAAUUUGAGCUUGAAAAGAUGCGAGGCCCUCGUGUUCCUCGAGGCAGUAAUCUUCAUGUGAUGGAUACAGUGGAUGGAGAGAGCAAAUCUUUUUUAGAUGGGAUCACAGCAGAUCUUGGAGAGGAAGAACUAGAGGAAGAUAUUAUCUUGGAGGAAGAUGAUGAUGGAGUGGAAUACUCGUUGGCAAAUGAUGAUAUCAUUAAAGCAGUGCAGGAACGUAUUUACUCGGUAGCAUUUUUGCCACGGCCGGACCGUGUCGUGGUUGCGUGUGGAGAUAAAAUGGGUCAUGUAGCUCUAUGGACACCACCAAGUGGAGCGGGUAUGAAACAAGAGAACUCGGUCUCGCCACUUGCGGUUUACAGACCCCACUACUCUCCGGUGACUCAACUGAUCUUCCCUGACUCAUCUAAGCUAGUCUCGAGCAGUUUUGACGGAACUGUGCGGGAGUUUGAUCUCCGUGCUGCGGAAUCCUUGGUCGUGUAUGAUACGACUGACGAUGCAGGUAUUUCAUCGCUUGUAGCAGCGGGCACGGCGCAGUGCUAUUAUGCAAGCUGCGAUGAUGGUACACUGCGACUGAUUGAUCGGCGCGCACAGAGGUUGCAAGGCUCCAGCUAUCAACUGCACGAAAAAAAGAUCAAUACCGUGCACCAGCACCCAAGCCUCGACUACUGUGUGGCAACAGCUUCUUUAGACCGCACGGUGUGUCUGUGGGAUGCUCGUAAAAUGUCUUCGACGAAAAACACGCCGUUGGUGGCAUUGCCACACUAUCGCAGUGUCAAUUGUGCCUACUUCUCACCUCGAGAUGGCGCAUGGCUGGUGACGGUGGGCCAGGACUCGUACAUCGACAUGUUUGACACCUCAAGCCUUGCCGAGCGUAAGACUUCGGAUAGGUCUGCGAUUACCCUGCCCAACUCAAUCCGCGUUCCUCACAACAACAUGACCGGACGGUGGCUUACCAAGCUUCAUGCAGCUUGGGAUCCCAAACGACCAAACCAGUUUGUGAUCGGCUGCAUGGAACAGCCGCGACGAAUUCAGAUUUUCCGUGCAGGCCGUCGCCGCCCCGUGCGUGAGCUGAUGAGCGACAACUUUGCGUCUGUCCACUCUAUCAAUGCUUUCCACCCUCAUCUUGAGCUGAUUGCAGGCGGUAACUCUUCUGGCCGACUUGCGUUAUGGCGGGGUAAGAAAACAGGUAAAAGUGAUGAUGUCAAGGCCGAGGUCCAUGUAAAGACUGAGUGA
This is a messenger RNA of Peronospora farinosa, 1743 nucleotides long. The record is from the annotation of a GenBank genome assembly. Lineage: Eukaryota; Oomycota; Peronosporomycetes; Peronosporales; Peronosporaceae.